AUGCCUCGCCAACUGCCAUGGCUUGUCAAGGGCAAAGGCAACCAGGCGGCAGCGCCCCCCAAACAGCCUGCCAGCUCCGCAUCCGCAUCCGCAUCCUCAGCGAGCCACAGUCCGGCUCCACCGCCUGCAAAUCGCCCCACACCCCAAACCACAAAGUCUGAAGAGCAUGACCCAUCGUCAGAUGCACGCACCAAGUCGAGGCGUAGCUUGGGCCUUCGCUCAUUUGCCCCAGUGCGGUCGCCGUCCACCUCACCACCUCCGGAGCCGGUCAAGGAAGAGUUCAUGAUAGACGGUGUCGACAGUGACGACAGAUAUCGUAUGGUCGAAGAUGAGUUCUUCGCGGUGGCUGGCGACUUCACCCGUCACCUCCACGCUGCCGAGUAUAAGCGCCUCAAGACUCUGGCCAACUCAGAGAAUGCAGAGGCCAUUCAGAACAUCUCGCGGCCCGUCACGGGGGACAUGAGAGACCUCGUGAAGCGACGUCGUGCCGCACUCGAAAACGCGGCCAAGCAGCACCAGGCCAUCCCGAAAGCUCCGGGGAAACGAGCCAGUGGGGAUGGCUCGGAGAGUGACGAUGAAGAGUCAUCAUCACCGUGGGCACACACCUCCCUUCGGGGAUUAAUGGAUAGCCCACGCAAGAAAGCAGUUCCUCUCGCCAUUCUAGGUUCUGUUGUCGCGGGAUCGCGUGCCGCUGUCAGCUCUCGAGAGCGUCUGAAUGCAAGCCCCUCCAGGCAGCUAGCCCGUCGUAGUGACGCCGAGUCGCGAAUGAAAACAGAAAAUACCGACGAUGAGGAUGAUGACGAUGAUGAUGACGACGACGAUCUCGACAACCAAGCCCCCUGGCCCACUAGACAGCAACCUCAACGUCUUUCCAAAAGUGCAGAGAUAUCUCUGUCCCGUCACAACACAGCUGGCAAACCACUCGUAAAGCUAGAGAGCCGGCCGCAUCAAACCCCACAGGAUGAGCCAGGUUCGGGCUCUAGCAACAAAUCGAAAACUGUGAAUCUUCCUAGUAUCAAGCAACCCAAGUACAGCCAGCUCGACCCUGAUGAAGAUGGUAAUUUCUUUUCCGGCUUGCGGACCCGGAGGGCCGAACGGAGACGGAGGCACGAAAUCAAGACGGAAGCAAAUGUCAAGACUUCAGACAGCCAGGCAGUAGAUCUGAGCGAAAUUCCUUCCUUUCUGUAG
Lasiosphaeria miniovina is the source of this 1188-nucleotide messenger RNA. RefSeq lists its product as uncharacterized. The transcript has 3 exons. The record is from RefSeq and is a predicted model, not a curated record. Bases 1 to 1188 code for a protein of 395 amino acids. NCBI's taxonomy places the organism in Eukaryota, Fungi, Ascomycota, Sordariomycetes, Sordariales, Lasiosphaeriaceae.